UUUUUUUCUCCUUCUCCGGAGCAGGAGAGCCGCAGAGGGCCACGAGAGGUGCCACGCCGCGCCGCGCCGCGCCGCGUGACGUAACGCCCGCCCGCUGUAUAUAAAGGCGCACGCCGCUUGUCUCCGCCACAACACACGCCAGUCCUCCACCAUCUCCACCUCCUCCACCAUGAAGACCUUCCAGGUUGUGAUCAUGGCCGUCGCCGCCGUCGCCCUCGCCGCCGCCGCGCCGCGCCCCGACAGCCCACCCCAGUACGGCCCACCGCCCCCACACUACAAGGAGCCCGGGAUGCCCUACGACUUCGCCUACGCCGUCAAGGACGACUACACCGGCAACGACUUCGGCCAACAAGAGAGCAGCGACGGACACGUGACCAGCGGGUCGUACUACGUGGCGCUGCCCGACGGCCGCGUGCAGAAGGUGUCCUUCACAGCGGACCACGAGGGCGGCUACGUGGCCGACGUCACCUACGAGGGCGAGGCCACCUACCCCGCCCACCCCGCUCCGCCCGCCUAUGGGCCCCCUGCCCCUUACGCCUAGAUCUCUCCGCCGCCCCCUGGCCAGUAACUUAUUGACCCCGCCCCCCGCGGGGUGCCCCUCUUGUAAAUAAAGAUUU
This is a messenger RNA of Scylla paramamosain (green mud crab), 617 nucleotides long. Its product is annotated as cuticle protein 19.8-like. The coding region runs from base 170 to 541 and encodes 123 amino acids. NCBI's taxonomy places the organism in Eukaryota, Metazoa, Arthropoda, Malacostraca, Decapoda, Portunidae. The transcript has 2 exons. Gene Ontology annotation, cellular component: extracellular matrix. The record is from RefSeq and is a predicted model, not a curated record.